UAGAGAGAGAUUCUUUGAAAAUCUCGUCAUUUUGAUUUCUUCUUCUUCAAUGGAGACGACGGUUUUCUUGAGAAUUGACCAGCAGCUGCAUGGAUAUGCUGGGGCUGUGAAUACCACUUUCGAAUCUUCAAAGCAGAGCAGUUACUUUCUCUUGCACAAGAGCAUCCGCGGUGCCAGUUUCAGAUGCUCCAGUUCCAGUCCUUCCAAUCGUUUUGCUCGAUCGGUUCAGGCUUCUUCAAUGUCGAUCCCAUUGCCUAAAGAAAGGAUUGAUGAGACUCAGAGCUACACUCUAGAGGGUAUAAGAAAUUGUUUGGUUAGACAAGAGGACAGUAUAAUGUUUGGUCUCUUAGAAAGAGCUCAAUAUCGUCUUAAUCCAGAGACAUAUGAAUCUGAUGUUUUUGACAUGGAUGGCUUCAAGGGUUCUUUGGUUGAGUUUAUGGUGAAAGAAACUGAAAAGCUUCAUGCUGGAGUUGGAAGAUACAAGUCCCCUGAUGAACAUCCUUUUUUCCCAGAUGACCUGCCUUACCCAAUACUUCCUCCUCUGAAAUAUCCCCAGGUUCUUCAUCCAGUUUCGGAUUCAAUCAACAUUAAUAAGAAAGUGUGGGAUAUGUACUUUAGAAAUCUUCUUCCAAGAUUAGUUCAGAAAGGAAGUGAUGGUAAUUAUGGAUCAGCUGCUGUUUGUGAUACAAUUUGCCUUCAGGCACUUUCGAAAAGAAUUCAUUAUGGGAAAUUUGUUGCAGAGGCAAAAUUUCUGGAGUCGCCAGAAGCUUACGAGACAUUAAUUAGAGAACAGGACAGGACAGGGUUGAUGGAUUUGCUGACAUAUCCUGUUGUGGAGGAAGCUGUAAAGAACAGGGUGGAGAUGAAAGCGAAAGCUUAUGGUCAAGAAGUGAUUGGAGUGGCUAUUGAAGAAGAGACAGAUCCGGCCUACAAAAUUAUACCUAGCUUAAUUGCUCAUCUGUUUGGAGAAUGGAUCAUGCCCUUGACUAAGGAAGUUCAAGUUCAGUAUUUGCUUAGAAGGUUGGACUGAAAAGGAGGAAGUGAGUACUUUAUUAGAUACACAAUCAGUUGUUGUUUCUUUGUUUCAUACAUGACCUUAUAUCUUUCUUUCUUCUUUGUUUGAUAAUUUGGGAUCUUAUCUUUCAAUGUUUGAAGAAUUGCUAAACAAACACCUAAUGCUUGAAUUUCCUACUCUUUCUUGGGAUUUU
Molecule: messenger RNA, 1208 nt
Organism: Impatiens glandulifera
Lineage: Eukaryota; Viridiplantae; Streptophyta; Magnoliopsida; Ericales; Balsaminaceae
Product: chorismate mutase 1, chloroplastic-like
Exons: 6
Coding region: 50-1030 (326 amino acids)
Biological process (GO): aromatic amino acid biosynthetic process; chorismate metabolic process
Cellular component (GO): cytoplasm
Molecular function (GO): chorismate mutase activity
Source: RefSeq, a predicted model, not a curated record